Molecule: messenger RNA, 3315 nt
Organism: Anolis sagrei ordinatus
Lineage: Eukaryota; Metazoa; Chordata; Lepidosauria; Squamata; Anolidae
Source: RefSeq, a predicted model, not a curated record
UGUGCAGCCAAUCGGACAUUGCUUUGAUCACUUGGGAUUGAUCUUUCUGGAGAGAUCUUCCUGCAAAUCAUCCAAACACAAGAUUGCUGAGCCUCAUUUAGGGGAAAGGGAAUGAUCUCCCAGGAAUAUUAUGAUGGGACUUUGCUGCAGGAGGGAGACAAGGGAGAGUUUGCAAGGAAGGUCUCGACGGUGGGGAACUGGACCGCUUUGGAGGAAAUCUUUGGCCCAGAAAUUGCAGAAACUAGAGAUGUGUCGCUUCCUAAAACAUGCCGAAAUGGUCACGAGAUGGAGGCAGGGGGAGCCUGGCUGGGGACGAAGAGCUACCUGGAGCUGCUGCAGAGUGAGCUGGACGACUGGGUUUUGUCCCAAGAGGUGGAAGCGGCAGAAGAGAUUCCUGCAGGGCCCUCUGCAGAUACUCUCAAUGAUGCAGAUGUCUUUUACACAGUGGAAGGGGAAGAAGUUUGCCAAUGUUCAAACACUGGAGAGGCUUAUGAUAAAAUUGCGACUUUGGCCGAAUAUUUGCUCAAAGACCAACAAGAGAAGCCAGUGGAGGAGCUUUUCGGAAGCCUGGCUGUGGAGGAGUCCUUUACAGACUGUCCCAAGACUGAAGAAAAAGGAAAGAAGAGACGGAGCAGCUCUGAAGAGCCAAAGGCCAAGCGACAGAAAGCGGGUCCAGACACCUGUCUCUCAAAGGACCCCGUCCCCAUCCUCCUUCAGCCCAAUUUCCACAUCCAGUUUCUGGUGACCACCUUCGGAAUGGACAAGGGAUCCCCAAAAGCCCCAGGGCCUUCUGGGAAUCCUAACCUGGAGUAUUGCCUUCUCGGCCCCAAAGAUAUCCAGGUUAUCUUGACCUUCGAGCCCAUCGUCCAGCAAGUCGCUUGGCCAUCCAAGCCUGGGGUUACUGAUGUUAACAGCUGCCCAGGUGAAGGAGGCCCCUCCGAAACAGACAACCAAAACAGCUGCCCAGAUCCAUCCUUGGAACAAACUCCCAAAAGACCAGAUUCAGUGGAGGCCUUCUGUGCAGAGCUGAGGCACCUCUUUACUCAAGGAGACCCCUCUCCGGCCCCCUUUUACACAGAAGUCAUUCUCUCCGAACUUCCCUUGGAGCCGAAGGGGGGUGGCAGCAGUGACCCUGGAGACCUGGAAGAGAAGUCCAAGAAGAACCCGUUUUCAUGGAAUGAGAUCUUCCAGACUCCGGUGGUGACAGGGGGAAAGGAGUCCAGCACCAGGGUUAUUACACUCCUGGGGAAGUCUGGAGCAGGGAAGACCUCUUUGGCCCAAAGGCUCGCCUCGGAGUGGUCCAUUGGCCAGUGGCCCGAGUUCGAAUUCCUCUUCCGAUUCGACUGCCGGCAGUUGAAGUUUCGAAGUCCACAAAACCUCCAGGAGUUGCUCUUGGGACACUCGGCACAUGCUCCAGAACAGCUCCAGGAAGUCUACAGCUACAUUUUGGAAAACCCUAAGAAACUCCUUCUUAUUUUUGAUGGUUUCGAGGACCUGAAGGACCAAGAUGGCCCCGUCGGAGCAGCUUUGUCCCCUCUUUUCCAUAAGAAGGCCCUCAACGGCUGCACUUUGCUGCUUCUGUCACGUCCCAAAGACAAGCCUCAUCAACACGUCCCCAAACCGGACAAAAUCCUGGAAAUUAUGGGGUUUUCUUCACAACAAACUGAAACGUACCUCCAUCGGUAUUUUGAGGCAUUUCCUUCCUGCAGAGGAGGAGAGGACUUCAUCCGGAGCUCUCCUUAUUUGUUCAGCCAUUGCUCCCACCCCGAAAUGUGCCGAUUAAUUUGCGACUCGGUUUCCCGAACGUUUGACAAAGAAUCUCCUUCGACGAUCACUAAACUCAUUGCAAAGUCCCUUCUCAAAAACCCCCAUUUAAAUCACCAAAGUCUCGCCAACUUGGCCCAAAUGGCUUGGGAUUUGGCCCAAAGUGGGCAGAGUGCCUUCACUUCCAUUCGUUUUGAUUCCAAAGAAGUACAAGAGUUUGCUUUGGAUCAUCGGAUCGUGGUCCCUUUACCGGAAGACCCCGUUUCCAAGAUGGAGGGAUGCAAAACAUUUGCCUUUUUUAGCUUCGCAGUGCAGAAUUUCUUUUUGGCUCUGCAUUUGGUCCUGGCCAAAGAGAUCAAGGACAAGAAGCUCACCAAAUACCUCAACUUGUUCCCCAAAUCCAAGAAAUCCCUUAGAUCUUCCUGGGAUUUUGUGCCUUGUUUCUUGUCCGGUCUGCUGUUCUCCAGUGAAAUGUUUGGAGAGGAUUUGGAGAAGAUGGUCUUCAAGAAGCGGAAGAACUUCUCCAAAUACAUCCGGAACCUGCGGAUUUGGGAAUUCAGUCCGGAUCAACUCCUCAAACUCUUUCAUUGCGUCCAUGAAACGGAGGAUGGGUAUCUUUUGCGGCAUUUGGCGCUGAAGCUGCAGCCUGAAAUCUCCUUUUCGGGCCUCUCUUUGGCUCCAUCGGACACCUGUGUUUUGGGAUCCAUCCUGAAAAGAGCCACCAAAGGGAUCACUUUGGAUUUCAGAGGGAGCUCCAUCCGUUUGGAAGGACUUGUAGAACUGUUCGGCACAGAGAACAUCUCAGAGGUCAGGGCAUCCCUGGGCCAGACAGUCCCACUUUGGAGGCACUUGUGGGAAAGCGGGGAAGAAAGGCAGCUGCGGUCGGCCAUGAAGAAGGCUGCCACCCUGCCCUUCAAGGCCCAGACCAUGAGGGACCUCCAGGAUCUCUCUGCUUUGGUGCAGCUCCAGCAGGAAAUGAAUGCAGGUGGAUGCAAGGCCCAAUGUAUUCCAGCCAUUGCAGACCUCCAGAAAAUAGAAUUCACGCUGGGGCCCCUCUAUGGUUUAAAGGGAUUCCGGAAAUUGGUCCCAAUCCUGGAUGCCUUUCCAUCUCUUCGGCACUUGGACUUGGAUUCUCCAAAAGAGAACGAAAUCGGAGACGAAGGGAUCUUGGCUUUUCGGGAAGUCCUUCCUCGGUUGCGCUCGUUGGAAACAUUAAAUUUGUCCCGAAAUAAGAUCACGGACCGAGGGGCCGACGCACUCUCCACUGCCCUCCCACACCUGCCUGCCUUGAAGACCCUGAGCCUUUACAAAAACAGCAUUGGAGACGCCGGGGCAGAAAAGUUUGCAGAAACACUUCCCCAAAUGCAUUCUUUGAAAGUGUUGGACAUCCAUUGCAACAAGAUCACGGGAGCUGGAGCUCAGCGCCUGACAGAGACUUUGAAGAAUUGCCCCUGGGUCCAAAGCCUGGCGCUGUGGAGUCCUACCAUCCCCCAUGGUGUCCUGGAUCACUUGCAGCACCUGGAUCCUCGGAUCAGGCUCCUCUAAAGCAAG